Kwoniella shivajii is the source of this 1650-nucleotide messenger RNA. RefSeq lists its product as uncharacterized. Gene Ontology annotation, molecular function: carboxy-lyase activity; pyridoxal phosphate binding. Gene Ontology annotation, cellular component: cytoplasm. The coding region runs from base 1 to 1650 and encodes 549 amino acids. Lineage: Eukaryota; Fungi; Basidiomycota; Tremellomycetes; Tremellales; Cryptococcaceae. Gene Ontology annotation, biological process: carboxylic acid metabolic process. The record is from RefSeq and is a predicted model, not a curated record. The transcript is spliced from 6 exons.
AUGUUCGACACAGACUCACAGGACGAUUUCCAAUUUAAUCUAGACCGAGUGAUAUCUCACAUCACUGAUCGACAGACAUCUAUAUCUUCAAAACCUAUCCUUCCUUCUUCAGAUUCAAUCACAUCCACAAUCUCUUCUCUUCCUACUACACUACCGGAAAAAGGCUUAGGAACAUCUUCGACUGUCAACUAUCUGUUGGAGAAGGUCUUGCCAGGUAUUCUUCAAGCUCAAAAUGGUCCUAGGUAUUUCGGAUUCGUAAUUGGAGGAGUUACUCCAGCUGCUCAAUUAGCUGAUAUUUUAGCUACAAGUUAUGAUGAAAAUGUUCAAGUGAAUUUGUACCAGCAAACAGCUUCUACAGCUGUUGAACAAAGAUCGUUGGAACUGGUAUCGGAUCUAUUAGAUAUAAAGAGGAACGUCUUUCUGGGUAGAACAAUCACUACGGGCGCUACUUCAGCUAAUGUACUAGGAUUAGCAUGUGCAAGAGAUCAUCUUCUCUCAAAAUCACCGCACCUACCGCUAGGUUAUUCUUGGGCACGUGAUGGACCACCUUCAUCACCUACAUUGCCUUCACCGCCUAUCGUGAUACUCGGUCUUCAUCCCCACUUCUCAAUAGCCAAAGCAUCUUCCUUGGUCGGACUGGGUUCUGGACCUAGAGUCAUUCAGUCAAUGCCUGCCGAUUCAGAGGACGAAUUGGCAUUUGAUUUGACCAAACUUGAAGAAAGGCUCAAGGAGGAGAGUCAAGUGGAAAGAGGCGUGAUAGUGGUUUACGGUGUAGGAGAAGUCAACACAGGUGGUUUUGGUAGUGGUUUAGGGAAAGUUGCGGAAUUAUGUAAACAGUAUGGAAGCUGGCUACAUGUUGAUGCUGCUUUCGGGGGUUUCGCGGGUCUUAUGCCUGAAUUACGUGAAUAUACGAAAGAUAUGGAUAAAGCGGAUAGUCUUACACUUGAUGGUCAUAAAUGGCUCAACGUCCCAUACGAUUGUGGCUUAUUCUAUACCCGUCAUACGUCUUCCCUUACCAACAUGUUUCAACCUCCUUCUGCUUCUGCACCAGCAUAUCUAGCUUCCAACGCUACUUCAGUUUCUGCUUCAGAUCACGACGACCUGCCAGAAGGUACAGUUCGUGCGGCCGAUGUACCAAGUCCCCUAUUCGUUAAUAUCGAGAACUCGAGGAGAUUCAGGGCAUUACCUUUAUUGGCCAGUUUGCUGAGUUUAGGUAAAGAGGGUUACACAGAUAUAAUCAUCCGAAACAUCAAUUUCGCUCGUUCAGUAGCGACAUACAUAUCGACUUCAGAAUAUUAUGUACUCCUCAAUCCUUCACCACCUUCUUUCGUUCAUAAAGGUAGUGAAAAAAGAGAUGGUGCGAUCAUACCAUCUAAUAUAGUACUUUUCCGAGCACGAUCUUCUUCAACCCUUUUCCCACCGCAAGAUAAGACAUCUUCGAUCAAAUUGACAAAAGCAAUCAAUGAAUCUAGGAAAGUGUACGUUUCGGCGACUUCCUGGAGAGGAGAAGGAGCCGUCAGAAUAGCUGUCAGUAAUUACCUUACUGAUCAGAAAAGGGAUUUGAGAAUCGUUCUUGAUGUGUUGGAAACAGUUGGAAAAGGAGAGAAAGUAUCAUGGGAAGAGGAAGGGGCUGGAAAUGGCUUAGCGUAA